Messenger RNA from Rhineura floridana, 4167 nucleotides. RefSeq names its product NIPA like domain containing 1 (gene NIPAL1). Gene Ontology annotation, molecular function: magnesium ion transmembrane transporter activity. The transcript has 6 exons. NCBI's taxonomy places the organism in Eukaryota, Metazoa, Chordata, Lepidosauria, Squamata, Rhineuridae. Bases 471 to 1547 code for a protein of 358 amino acids. Gene Ontology annotation, cellular component: membrane. The record is from RefSeq and is a predicted model, not a curated record. Gene Ontology annotation, biological process: magnesium ion transport.
UUGUUUAAAUCGGAUUAUUAAUGCAAGUGGAAAGCCUGUAUUGACAGUGCGACGCUAUACGUAUCUACUCAGCAGUAGUUCCACUGAGUCAAACAGGUUUUAUUCCCUUGAUAAAAGGUAUAGGUUUCUAGCCUUAUUGUACAAGUUCCUCCCUUCUGUGCCCCCUCCUGCAUCAACGACAUUCACACACGGAACAAACAUGCUUUAUAGUGAGUGAGGGUAGUUAGUGGUCACUGAGUACAAAGGAAUUGUUAUUCCUCUGACCACAGGCAAAGUACAACGUUUUGAUUGUUGUGAUAUGCAUCUUUUGAACGGAUCCCGAAGUAGGGCCUCCAGAAGGUGACGUGUUUCCCUUGUUGUGUCCCAACUCUCAUCACGCAUGGUGUCAGAUCCUCAAUGUAUCAGAGUUAGAAGCUUCUUUCUUGGCCUAUUCUGGCAGAUACUCCAAUGAAACCAAGCUAAGUGUUUCCAUGUCUGCUGGAAGCAAAUACAGCUUGUACGUAGGCGUGGCCUUGGCCAUAGGCUCCAGUAUUUUUGUUGGUUCCAGCUUUAUACUGAAAAAAAAGGGCCUUUUGCAGUUGGCUGAAAAAGGAUUCACUAGAGCUGGACAGGGUGGGCAUUCUUACCUGAAGGAAUGGCUAUGGUGGGCAGGUUUACUUUCAAUGGGAAUAGGAGAAGCAGCAAACUUUGCCGCAUAUGCUUUUGCACCAGCAACUUUGGUAACUCCUUUGGGUGCACUGAGUGUUCUUAUAAGUGCAAUAUUAUCUUCCUAUUUUUUGAAUGAAAAGCUCAAUAUUCAUGGAAAGCUGGGCUGUGUAUUGAGCAUUUUGGGAUCCACUGUGAUGGUGAUUCAUGCCCCUGAAGAGGAGCAGGUGACAUCAUUGGAUGAAAUGGAAAUAAAGCUAAGAGACCCAGUAUUCAUUGCAUUUGCUGCUAUCAUAAUUGUGAUCUCGCUGGUGCUCAUUUUUGUUGUUGCUCCAAGGCUUGGCCAGACAAAUAUACUGGUCUACAUUUCCAUUUGUUCAGUGAUUGGAGCAUUCUCAGUCUCCUCUGUCAAGGGGCUGGGUAUUGCUAUUAAAGAUCUGCUAUAUCAGAGGCCAGUCUUCCGACAUCCACUGGUUUAUAUUUUGGCAGCAGUUUUGGUGCUAUCCGUCAGUACUCAGAUUAACUACCUCAACAAAUCGUUGGAUGUGUUUAAUACGUCUGUAGUAACACCUAUUUAUUAUGUGUGCUUUACAACCACGGUGGUGAUCUGCUCUGUGAUCCUCUUCAAAGAGUGGAAUAGCAUGGAGCUUGGCGAUAUCAUUGGGACUUUGAGUGGAUUCUUCACCAUAAUUAUAGGCAUCUUCUUUCUGCAUGCUUUUAAAAAUGUCAACAUCACCUGGAACCAGUUAGCAUCUUCUGUUAAAAAAGAGCCAGUCUUGCCACUCCAUGGUUAUGAGGCUCAUCAUACUCUAUUGGAGAAUAUGGAGGCUCCAGCCUCGACAUACGAUGACGAUAAUGCUCUGUUCAGUCAUGGAAAUGAGCAAGGUAAUGGCCACCACUAAAUCAUCUCUGCUGCUAUCCAGAGCAAAAUAAAUAUUUGGAAAACUUAUAACCAUUCACCCCUGAGUUGUACUCGGAGGGACUAAAAGUAGUUGCUAUGGUGUUUGCUCAUAGCACAAAAAAGAAAAUGUGGUACUGAUGAUGUUUCCAUGUACUUCCCAUCUUUGCAGCAUAUGAACUUCACUGAUAAUUGUGGUGCUGUUUGGGGGAUAGUACUCUUUGUAAAGAUAACUGAAUUACAAUAUAUGUAACAUAUUUUUAUAGAUAGCACUUUAUGGUUUUUAUUGCAUUGAAAAAAAUUAAGUUUUUUUCUUGGCUGAGUUACUGUUCUAUAUGAAAAAUCGUGACCUUCCAAAAGGUUGUCAUCUUAGCAUUGCGGAUGUCUAAUGUUCACUCAAAAGUUUUUCAGUAAGCAAAUGUCCAAAAGGAGAAAAAAAACUUAUCUUUUUAAAAAUUCUAUCAAAGAACUAUACAUUCACUGGAAAAAGGGAUAUUUUAUAGGCCAGAUAGCACUGAAUUAUUUAGAAGCAUAUUUUUUACUGGCAUCAUGAAAACUUAACUUGAUUUUUUUCUUAUCUCCUUUAUGUGAGAACUACUACAUAUUCCUAGCAAACAGACCUAAUAACUUUGUUAGUGGUUUUAGGAAAAACCUCAAAACUACAUUCCUAUUGAGUACUCACUCCACUUUUUCUUAAUAUGAUGGUGUGUAUCUAGACCAAAGUAUUGCUCCUAGACUUCUAAAACCAGAUUUCUAGAAGUAUUUCCUCUUGGCCAUCUAAAAGAGGAAAGGGAAAUUUGUAUAUUGAUAAUUACUGUAUUAUUAUAUAAUAGAUGGAGGUUGGAACAGGAUUCCCAUCAUGCAGUACUUAGUUUGUAGAAGAGUUUUAAGAAUUCUGAAUAUGUUUCAUCACAAAUGAGUCAAGCCAAUUUUGUUGAUUUGUAGUUUUGGUCAAAAUCUGUUAACAUUAAAAGAAAAAUAAAACCAAUCCAUUAUAUGUAGUCAGUUUUAAGAAGGGGGUUCUGCUAAAAUUGUUGCCACUGGCCAUUUAAAUCCUCCAUCUUCAUUUCCUACAAAAGUCUACCAAACUUAAAAUCAUCUUGUACUUAUACUAGAAAGGAGUCCUUUAUGCACAGGGUAGAUGAAUUAAAUUAAGAAACAAAAACAUUCUUCCUCUCUUAUAUUUCAGUUCUUUAUAGUGUUGACAGGGUUCUUCUUAUCUACCUUUUUACUUUUUUGUGAACCAGAAGAUGACUUUAGUCAUCAAAUGUGAGCAUCUCAAACCUGAAUGGUCAGGUCCUGAAAGCUUCUUCUUGGAACAGCAUUGCAUCAGUAAUCAUUGUCUUGGCUGCUGAAGUAAAUUCUGAACCAGCUCUUCAGUAUCCAAUACUACCUGCUCAGUUCCAAAACUGCUUAGGGGAGAAAAAAAGGAUUGCGAUGGAAAUCCUUCUGAAAGUGUAUGGGUUGGAAGAAUACAAAAGGCAUGCUUGUAUUAUAGGAGUGGAACAAGUACAGACUUACAUAACACCCUGUUGCUUAUAGCAAAAUCUGACCGUGUAGCUUUAUAAAUUUUAUUUUGGUGCUUGGUCUGCCAGGAACUUCUUGUAUUAGCUCCAUUGAAACUACUCGUGUUCAUUUCAAGGAAGUUACCUAUACAGAGUUUUGAUGGAUUACCUUAACUGAGUAUCUUAUUAUGGACCCUCAUUCUCUGAAAUCUGACAUUCAACUAACUUAAGUCAUAUACAUGAGAAUUGUUAGUGAGUUCUAAUACCACUGCAUUUUAUGACAGAUUUUGGGCAGGAUCUGCUGUUUAGAUGCUUGGUUUAAAUUUCUAGUAGUCCUAAAUUGGUCCAAAGGAAACCAAAUCUUUUCAGGGGUUCUCUAGACUCUAGUGCAUACCCAAUGCCAUUACCAGAUGAGCAUCUUGGCCUCGAAGCUUCUGUGCCUGCCAUCCCCCUUCCUGUCUUUAUCAGGCCCUUUAUGCCCCUGGUAUAUGAGGUUAAGGAGGCUUGUCUAAGAUGUAUUCCUAACUACGUAAGGUAUAUGCUAGGGCACAGAAGCCUUUAAUCUGUUACAGAACGUAAAGAGUUUUCUGGAUCAGUUUGAGAAUAGUCACCCAUCAACAGGCACUGAGAUAAUGUUCCAUCAGAAACAAUUUAUUAAUGGUAAAUUUAUGCAGGUGUAGCUUUUUAUAUGUAUUUACUACAUUUAUGGCUUGACCAAAUACCUACAUACGUCUAUAGAUACAUGCUUUGUGUUCAUAUUAGAUAUGGUAUUUGUCCAUGUUAAAAACUUGGAAAUUGAACAGGGUGUAAAAAAUAUCUGAUCAACUUAGGAAAUAUCUUGAUCAUUUCCUAUUUGCACUCUAGUUACCCAGCACUGACAUCCAUUGUAAAAUGAGCAAGCAUUGUCCUUUAAAAUGCGUAUUAGAGAACCAUAAUUUUAUUUGCAGAAAAGUUUUUAAUGUUAUUCAGGAAAGAUUUUUUUCUAUGUACAAACAUUUUGACUUUGUAUUUGAACACAAUUUUAAAAAAAUGUUAACUUCAUAGAAAUAUUUUUGAAGAUUGAUAUGGUAAUAUUCAAACAAAGGAAUGGUAGAAUAAAAGUAUAUUGUUUUGAUAAAA